This is a messenger RNA of Lycium ferocissimum, 1143 nucleotides long. Its product is annotated as F-box/kelch-repeat protein At3g23880-like. The transcript has a single exon. The record is from RefSeq and is a predicted model, not a curated record. Gene Ontology annotation, molecular function: protein binding. The coding region runs from base 1 to 1143 and encodes 380 amino acids. Lineage: Eukaryota; Viridiplantae; Streptophyta; Magnoliopsida; Solanales; Solanaceae.
AUGCCUAAUAACUAUAUUAUCCAUGAUAAUAUCAUUGAUAUACUGAUAAAACUUCCUGUGAAAUCACUUAUACGGUUUAAGCUCGUUUGCAAAUUAUGGCGUUCAGUAAUUGAAGAUGGCCAAUUCAUCAAUCUUCAUCAUGAUCAAUGCAAAAGUGAUUAUAAAAAUUGUCAAAAUCAAAAAAUUUGUCUGGCUUGUUAUGGGAUGGAAACGAAACAAAUAUGCCACUACUCCAUGGACGUCCCUUAUUCACUUCAAUGUGAUUCUGUUGUCUCUCUUCUUGAGCCUCCUACAACAGUUCAAUGUGCUAGAGUAAACGUAUACGUGGAUUCUUGCAGUGGGUUAUUUGUUCUAUCUUUCUCUGCUUACAAUGUUGUCCUGUGGAACCCGGCCAUCAGAGAAUCAAGAACAAUCCCUAGUCCAAUCUCCAUUCAUGGUAAGGAUCAGAUAUGGGUUCGUUAUGGUUUAGGAUACGACAAUUCUUCAGACGAUUACAUAAUAGUUAGAGUAGGAUUAAUAUAUCAUCCAGAUCCAGAUGGCCAUAAUGUUCAAAUAUUUUCGACCAAGAGUGACUCGUGGAAAUUGAUUAAUGAGAAGCUACCCGUAACCUAUGAAAUUCAGGGAAAUAUAGUUGUAGCUGAUCAUGGAAUUGUUUAUAUGAUCAUAAAGGAGUCAAGCGACAACAAAUUUAUUUUAGCUCUGUGUUUGAAGAAUGAAAAGUUUGAAGAAAUAUUAUUUCAAGGUCGUCGGGACCUAAUAAUGGAACAACCAAAUUUGUUCACUGUUGGAGAAUGCCUUUGUUUAGCAAAGUUUUGUUCGCCCAUUAUUAAUGAGUUGGCCAAUUUCGAAGUUUGGCGUAUGACAAAGAAUGGAACCUUGAGCUAUUCGUGGAGUAAACUAUUUGCAAUUACAGUGCCAGUGCCAGAUGAUGAACGGGUUAUGACCAAAUAUCAUGUCCGUCCUGUGAGCUUUAUGAAGGAUGGAGGCAUGUUGUUUCGGAGAAGUAGAGAUGAAUUAGUAGUUUACGAUUCAAAAACACAAAAGUUUGAACAAGUUAAAAUUGCUGGGCUUGAAGUCGCAUCACCUUUCCUCUAUCGUGGUUUAACAUAUGUCGAGACUUUAAUCUCUCCUAAUGCUCUGUAG